CUUUUGCAGCGAUUGCCGAACAUCAGUCAAUUUCGGUUAUAACGCGCUGGUGCGCGAAAAUAAUUGUGUCGAUUCGAAAGUCGUUUUAAUGUCGUUUUAUUUGUUAGAAAAUAAUUGUCUAUUAUCAGAAAAUAAUUUAUGUUAAAUUUUGUGUAAUCAAAGUUAAGUGAAAUAAGUAAGAUUUAAAAAAAAACAAAAAAAAAAUAUAAAAAGGUGUCCAAUUAGGUUUUCAAAACGCUGAUUGGCGGAGUAGUCUCUACUAAUCAAGGCAAUCAAUGGCUAAACCCUUUCAUUUACCGUUGCAAAAUGUGCGCAAGAAACUACAGCCCACUGUCGCUGCGCCUAGCAGCCUUGUUAUUGUUGUUGUGGUCAUUCUAGUACUGUUACCGCCAUUUUUCGCGCGCGCUUCAGCCUUUCACCAAUGCGGCGCCGACCACUUCGAGUGUCGAGACGGAAGUUGCAUCUUACAGGAGAAGAUGUGUGAUGGACGUCCCGAUUGUCUAGACAACUCGGACGAACUGGAUUGCGAGCGAAAAAUGUGCCGCAAGCCGAAUUGGUUCCAAUGCGCCAAACCUAAUGGGCCUUGCUUGUCAGCGCAGCUCAUUUGCAAUGGCAUCGAGAACUGUCCUGGUGGUGAAGAUGAAUUGGACUGUGUUAGCUCGUCAUCGUCUUCGUCGUGGAUGAAAGAUGAUGGUGUCGGAAGAGGUGACUCAGCUAGUGCUGAUGUUGGCACUGGUGGCUGGCAUUCGUCGAAACGGAAUUGCAGCACUUUCGAGUAUACCUGUAGCGCGGACAAGACCUGCAUUCCAUUAGAUUUUAUGUGCGAUGGUAAAAGCGAUUGCCACGAUCGGUCCGAUGAAGAGGAUGGUUGUGAGCGUGCAAGAACCAGUUGUGAGGGUUUCUUCUGCGACAAUAAAAAGUGUUUGGAGAGCAAAAAGUGGAUCUGUGAUGGUGUCGAUGAUUGUGGAGAUGGCAGUGAUGAACGAAAAUGUGGUUUGAAUUGUACUUUGGAGGAGGGAAAAUUUCUAUGUCGUGACAAUUCAAGCUGCUUAAUGAUCGACGCUGUUUGCAAUGGCAAGUCGGAAUGUGCGGAUGGUAGUGAUGAGUCGGACAUUUGUACUUCCGCCACCAACAAUUGCAGUACAAAGGCAUGUCCGCCUGCGUCGACUUGCAGAAUGCUCCCACAACAGGGUGCCCAGUGUAUUUGUCCCAAAGGUUAUCGCAUGUCAUUGCUGGAGAACGCUUGUAGGGACGUGGACGAGUGUUUGGAAAUGUAUGGGCUUUGCUCUCAAGGAUGUAUGAAUACGCGCGGCUCGUAUCGCUGUACCUGCAAUGAGGGUUACACACUAAAGGAUGAUAAUAGAACAUGCGAGGCGCAUGGUGGUGAUCCAUUGCUGCUCUACACCACGCAAAUAGCUGUAAUGGGUGUGCAUUUGAGAGAUAAAUUUGUCUAUGCGGUGGCAACAAAUUUAACGAAAGUGAUUGGUGUGGCUUUUGAUGGACAAAAUAUCUAUUGGACUAACAUACGAAAUGAAGCGGAGAGCAUUGUGAAGGCAAACGUGGAUGGUACCAAUCAUGAAAUAUUGCUCACCUCAGGUUUGGAUUCGCCUGAAGAUUUGGCCGUCGAUUGGCUGACAGGCAACAUCUACUUCUCGGACAACACCAUGCACCAUAUAGCUGUCUGCUCCAACAAUGGCCUCUACUGCACUGCGCUCGUCAGUGUGGACGUACACCAGCCGCGAGGCAUUGCGCUUUGGCCGCAACGAGGUCAAAUGUUCUGGACCGACUGGGGUGUGAAACCAAUGAUUGCGCGCGCAUCUAUGGACGGCAGCAACUCGCUGCCCCUUGUCACCGAUAACAUACACUGGCCGAAUGGAAUCGCCGUGGAUAUGCACAAUGAUCGCAUCUAUUGGGUCGAUGCCAAAUCGGCGUCAAUGGAAAGCAUGCGUUCCGAUGGCACCGAUCGCCGCCGCAUACUCGAUGGAAUAAUGAAACACCCGUAUGGUUUAGCCAUUUUUGAAGAUAAUAUCUACUGGUCGGAUUGGGGCACGAAAAGUGUGCAUAAGUGCAAUAAAUUCACCGGCAAGGGGCAUCAAGUGGUCGCUAAAGAUCGCACCAUCUAUGCGGUGCAUAUUUAUCACUCCGCCAAACAACCUAAAACCGAUCACGCUUGUAUGCGCAUGCGUUGCUCUCAUUUGUGUUUACUCGCCGAAAAUAAUAGCGCCACAUGCGCCUGUCCCGAUGGCAUGCAAUUGGUCGCCGAUCAUUUACGCUGCAUAAAGACACACAAGAAACAGCGUCUCUUUAUUGGUUUGAAAAACUCGUUACUCGAAAUGGAGCAUACGAAAUUUGGACGGCAUACAAUUUUGGAAACUCAUCAGCUGCCGGUGUAUAUUAGCCAAAUGGCGUAUAAUAAUGUGAAUGAGAAGGUAAUCAUUGCCGAUAAUGUGCAACGCGCCAUCUUCGAGUACGAUCUGCAGAGCAACAAUAUUUCGGUGCUGGUACGUGAGAAUAUCGGCAAUGUGACGGCGAUCGCAUUCGAUCACUUAGCGCACAAUGUUUACUGGACCGAUUCAGAGCGUCAUGUUGUGGAGGUCUACUCCAUGCAGUCACGCAAACGUGCCAUGGUUAGUUUCUUUGCCGGAUUAGAAGCGCCAAUUGCGCUCGCAUUAAUACCAGAGGAUGGCGUUAUGUUUGUUGCCCUACGCACACGCAAAAAGGUGCACAUAGAUCAACUGCCCCUCAGCGGACGCGGACCACACGCCCACCCAUUUGAAGAUGGGCUUGGCUAUAAUGAUUUUCAGUUUACCACCGACUUUGAGACGAAAACACUCUUUUGGUCUGAUAGUGAACUCGACCAGAUCUCCUUCACCAACUAUCGAGUUUUACAAGAUUACACUUUUCGUGCUCGACUCAAGCGUCCCUACUCACUCGCACUGGUCGAAGACGAUCUCUUCUGGUCGGAGGUGCGUUCCUCAGCCAUACACUGGACGCACAAACACAAUAUGGGUGGAGUGAAACGGUUUGAAAUUUCAAUGGCACAUCCAGCCUACACGCACGUAUUACCUGCACGCAUACCACUGUUGGCCAGCCAGCCAACCAGCACGUUGGAUCAUCCCUGCCAGCAUGGAAAUGGUGGCUGUUCACAUGUUUGUGUAACUGCCACAAAAUUUAUUAGCGCCUGCUUAUGCCCGGCGGGGCUUGUUUUUCGCGAUAUGGCCAACAACACUUGCAUUGAGUCGCUGGACUGUGAAUUCCGUUGCCGUUCGGGUGAGUGUCUGACACAAUCGCAUCGCUGUAAUGGACGCAAAGACUGCCCGGAUGGUUCGGAUGAGUUUGAUUGUGACCCGACGCGUAUUAAGCACCGCAAAGUUGUGUGUGAUAUUGGCGAAUAUGCGUGUCACGAUGCUACAGAGUGCAUAAAAAUGCAACAGCGCUGCGAUGGAGAGAAAAAUUGUCGCGAUGGGUCGGAUGAGACACACUGCGACAAAUUUGAUCAAGAGAAACGUUGCCACGUACAUCAACAUGCAUGCGAUAAUGGUAAUUGUGUAGAUCAGAGUGUCAUGUGUGAUGGCAUAGACGAUUGUGGCGAUCGCUCAGAUGAGUCCAACUGCAAACUGAAUACUGAUCAGACAUCCGGCGAUAUGCCUUUUUGUGCUGUCGAUAUGUUCCAAUGCAACACGGGCACUUGUAUCGCACAGAGCUGGGAAUGUGAUGGAAAAUUAGACUGCACAGAUGCAUCGGAUGAGCACGAAAAAUGCGACACCAAGGAAUGUCCACCCGAUAUGCACAAAUGCAUGCUUGGCCAGUGCAUUGAUCGACGCUUGAUCUGUGAUGGUCACAAUGACUGCGGCGACUUUUCGGACGAAAUGAAUUGCGAUUUUGCUACGGGCAAGCAACACAAUUUGACCUGCGGCUCGGCGACCCAACCGAUGUACCAGUGUACGAGCAAUACCAGCAUUUGCCUAGAGUUGAGCGUUCGCUGUAAUGGCACUGCCGAAUGUCCACGCGGUGAGGACGAAGAAAAGUGUGGCACGGUGUGUGGCAUAAACGAAUUCCAGUGCAAAUCUAAUAAAGAAUGUAUACGAUUGGAUUUUCGUUGCGAUCGCGAUAAGGACUGUACUGAUGGCUCAGACGAAAUGAAUUGUGAACAUUAUAAAAAUGCAUCCGUCGUCGGCAUAGUGAUGACCAAGCAGAAUGAACGUCCUUGCGAACCGAAUAUGUUCGAUUGCAAAGAUGGGAAAUGCGUAGAAAUGUCGCGCGUAUGUAAUAAUUUCGAAGACUGUGAUACGGGCGCUGAUGAAGGACCACUCUGCGAUACGUCUUGCACUUCCUUACCCAAUCAGCCGCUUUGCACGCAAAAAUGCCGUCCAACGCCAGUAGGUGCAGUUUGUUCAUGUUUUCCCGGUUAUCGAUUAGAUACGGAUCAGCGCACUUGCAUCGAUGUGAAUGAGUGUGAGGAAGGUGAGCCAUGCGCACAAAUUUGUGAGAACACACACGGUUCGUAUCGCUGCAAAUGCUAUCCAGACUUUAUGCUGCGCCCCGACAAGACCAGCUGUAAAUCAAUCGAAAGUCAAUCCGCGCUGAUGUUCUCCACCUACAAUGAAGUGCGCAGCAUAACGGAGCAGCCGAUCACGUUGAGGGUCGCAUGGGCGGUAAAUGACUCGAAAAUCGCUGGUUUCGAUUUGAAUGUACGUAAACGUAUGGCUUACUUUGCUACCGAUGUCGAAGAGGUGUUGUAUAAAGUCGAUAUAGAGAAUGGUGAGGUGAAGGCUGGCCUGUGGGUGCAGACACCAACAAAAGUGGCAGUGGACUGGAUCACGGAUAAUGUCUACGUCAUUACCCGCGCUGGAAAGUAUGGCAUCAAAGUGUGCUCCUUCGAUGCAAAAAUGUGCGGUCUCGUAGUUCAGGCCAACCCACGCGAAACCAUACGCGCGCUCGCAGUCGAUGCGCUAAGUCGUCACCUCUUCUAUGCCACCGUACGCGCACAAUCCUUUGACACACCUGUUUCUGAGCUCCACAUGGCCCACUUGGAUGGCAAGAAGCCUGUAUCACUGUUGCGAAAACGUGAUGCUUACAUCACCGCCUUAGCCUGCGAUCCUUACAAACGUGCACUCUACUUUGUGGAUAUGCAUUCGAAAACACUGCAAGUAAUGGGUUAUCGCACGGAUAGCUUACGCAUUCCACGCACAAUCAUACAAAAGGGUAAUGUCAUUAUGCAUCCAUCGGGUCUUUCAAUCUAUGAGAAUCAAGCGUUCAUUGUGAAUAUCGGUUCCAAGGAAGCGGUGCAUUGUCAGCUUUUUGGUGCACAUAACUGCAAAGCUUUCAAUUUGAAUAUUCUUAACGCUGAGGAUGUUGUGGUGGAUGGUGUAACGCGUCAACCGCUCGCCACAAAUCCCUGCAACAUGGCCAAGUGUCAUGGUAUGUGUAUACAGGCCGAUUAUGGCUAUGAGUGUAUGUGUGGUGAUGCUAUUGUGGCCGAACAUGUUCACUGUCCGAAGGCAGCGACCAAUGAGAUCUUGUCCAGCGCUUUGCUUGGUGGAAUGCUGUAUGCUGAUGACGAGAAGUCUACUCCCAUUGCUGCAGUUAUGACCAUUCUGAUUUUGUUAAUAUUAGCUAUGCUAUGCGCAGGCGUUGGGUACUUGUACUAUCGUCGCGCUUUUCAAGGUCAUCGCGAUUUCAAUAUCAACCUGCAUUUCCAGAAUCCAUUAUCUGCGUUCUCCAGCAUCGGUGCAGGCAGUGGUAAGUCUGCAGGCGGCAUGCAGCACCAAAGCGGCAUCAUCAGCACAACUGCCUCUUUUGAUGGAGACACCCAAAACAAUGUCAGCAGCGGCAAUGCAGAAGGAGGAGAAGCAAACGAGAAGAAGCAAUAUGUUCCGCCGAUCUAUAGAUUUCUGCGAAGUUCCAGAAACGGUUCGCUCUCGGGUGCGGAGAUUCUUCUCGAAGAUGCGUCGCCGCCCCACGAAUCAGAGGAAUUGGCAACAGCUGAACGAACACCCAGUGUCCUGGUGGAGGCAGAACCUUUUUACACAACCCGAAUUUGCCACGAUGAUGAUGAUGCAAGAACAAAACUUGUCUCCUAAGUAUUGAUUGAUACCACAAACAGUUUUUUAAAGCAGCUAUAAAUAUUUGCAUCUUUUGUUAUUUAUUAUUUUUUAUUAGAACUCGUAUUUUUGCAUGUAUUUAAUUAUUUAUUGUAGUGGUUUGUAGGUUAUUGUAAAAAACAAAAACAAUGUAAAUAAGAAACUUUGCUCCUGAACUUUGUAAAUAUGUAAAAUGUUACUGUACAAACUGUCAAUCAACCACAUAUGUAUAUAUGUGUACAUAUGUAUUAACAUCUGAGUAAUUGUUGGAUAUUCUUUACCAAAAAUUUUGUUAUAAAUAGUCAUUCGGAAAAUUAAGAAUGCUUGUAUUUUUUUCAAAUAUCAGCUACAGAUUUUUAUUUAAUGCCACAAA
Anastrepha ludens (Mexican fruit fly) is the source of this 6456-nucleotide messenger RNA. It is a transcript of the gene yl, whose product is annotated as putative vitellogenin receptor. Gene Ontology annotation, molecular function: protein binding; calcium ion binding. The coding region runs from base 276 to 6083 and encodes 1935 amino acids. Lineage: Eukaryota; Metazoa; Arthropoda; Insecta; Diptera; Tephritidae. The record is from RefSeq and is a predicted model, not a curated record. The transcript has 11 exons.